This is a messenger RNA of Pseudocercospora fijiensis CIRAD86, 2226 nucleotides long. RefSeq lists its product as uncharacterized. NCBI's taxonomy places the organism in Eukaryota, Fungi, Ascomycota, Dothideomycetes, Mycosphaerellales, Mycosphaerellaceae. The record is from RefSeq and is a predicted model, not a curated record. The annotation marks the transcript as partial. The transcript has 2 exons.
GAGGAAGACUUCUUCUCCGACGAUGACCUGGACGACAUUCCAGCCAACACUCUAGACAGGCUUGAGCAGCAGGCAUUCAGAUCGACUCAGCAGCAGCUCAAUCCCAACCCGCAGCUCCCGAGACAUGUACAGCAACAGCAGCCACCUCAGUCCUCGAGACCACCUCCUUCCACAAUCAUUCAGCCGGCGCCCCAGAUCCAGCCUCACCGACCGAGCUAUCAAACACGACCAGUACAGCGAAAUGGCGGAAGAGUAUCUGCUGCACUGGAUCCGGAGACGGCUGCUGCUUUCGCAGCAGCGGACGAGGAGUUGGACGGUCAGACAUUUGGGCGAUGGCCUCAGGCUGUGAUACCGCAGCUAUCGAAACCGGUGCAGGCCGGUGCGUCAAUGGAUAUGGCAGCAUUGCAGGCCCGGAUAGCAGAACUAGAAGCAGAGCAGGCAAGACUGCGUCUGUCGGAGCAACAAGCACGAGACGAGGCGAGGGCGAAGCAGGGCGAGAUUGCCAUCGUACGCAGCAAUCAAGAGAAGACUACCAAGCAAUAUGAAGCUCGUAUCUCGGUCAUGCAGAGGCUACACGCAGAGGAGGCAGCCAAAUCCAAGGCUGAACUUGAAGCUCAACGAAAAGAACGCGAAAAGAUGGAGACGGACAAUCGGUUCUUGCAGCACGAUCUGGCCCAGGAAGCUGAGCGUACCAAAAGGCUGACUGUUCCGUCGAGAGCAAAGAAUACGCAGCGAGAAACUCCGAGGAAAAUCAAGAGGACGGCUCUUGGAGACGGCUUCGAUGAUGGCGAAUUGCACAUGACAACCAGCCCGAGCAGGAGCAGAGAUAAGUUGAGAGGCGACCUAACACCGAAAGCUGGCGCGAAGCGGAAGCGGCCUGCUCACGAUAGUCCGGUGCAUUCACUCUCGUUCACGCAGCCGCCCGCCCAGCUCAGACAUGAGAGUACAGGCGGUCAGUCGGCGGUACCGUUCGCCUCGACUGGCCCACCAGAGCAAGCAACGACCAAAAGGGAUGGCAGGUAUGAAUUCAUGCAGCAGCUCCUCAACCACUUCCCACACGAGGGUCACGCGGCAACGGUGGAGUCAUUGGCUAAGUACAGCUUCCCUUCGCAACCUACCAAGACUCUCUCCUCUAUUCUCAUGCACGACAUCUCCUACAUUUCUAACGAUGAGUCGCUACCUUUGAGGGUUGCUGAGGUAUGCAUCAGCCUGUGGUCUAAAUGUCUGGCUGAGGAGUAUCUUGCCCCGUUUUACUUAAUCUUGGAGCUGGUACGCUUCGCUUUGCGAACUCAGUCCUCAGCUGCAAAAUCUCAAUUGCUCGAGCAGGCAAUUCCACUAUGCACCCAGACGAUCGAGCUGAUUGCAAUUCCAACGUAUCGUGCCUCGACCAAUCGAAAGUUUGCCGCAAGCAUGGAUCGAAGAAAAUUCGAAGAACAGGCUGAUGAAAUCGAUGUUGAGCGAGUGUUGGAAUUCCUGCAAGAUCUUUGCCACGCUGCUUCGUUGCAAGGCGAACGCAUUGAGAUCUUUUGGAAAACUAUGGAGCAGCAAUUUGUCUUGCUUAUGCUCAACAAGGCACAACCCAUUGGCCAAGUCAUGACGCUACUCGAAAUGCUUCAGACUGCGACUCGCGAGACGACGUUUGGAGUGAUUGCGCAGAAUGCAACGAGGCAAGCAGAAUUCGAGAGAGGGACAAUUGAUCGGCUCACCAAUCUGCUUUUUGAAGUGCUGGAGGCGGCGCAGGGUGAGGAGGCAUACAGUGACGCUGAAAUACUGGAGCUCAGGAUUGAAGUGCUCAAAGUCCUUCGACAGAUGUGCCAAACAGAUCACGGCGGAACGCUUCUGGUACAGAAUCGAAGUGCCAUUGGCAGACUCGUCCGGUUCCUGGACGCUCACGUCAAAAAGCUGUACCAGGCUCGACCGACUUACGGCUUGUCGUCGGAAGAAGAGAGGCACAAUUCAACGACUCAUGAUCUACUGGCGAAAUGUGUUAACGUGACUGUUCGCCUCAUCUAUCACCUUCUUCGUGUGUAUGGCGACAAUUUUGACUUUGUGCCCAAGCUACACGCGGUUCAUGGCGGAUACCACAAAUUCCUGGUCAGCAUGACACGCAUAGCCUUCACUGAGCAGCACAUAUUCGAAGCCGGAAUCGAGGAUGAGGCUGCUGAAGCCGCGCACAGAAUACUCGAUAGUGUUUUGGGUCCCGAGGAUGGGGAAGCCGUGAUGAAA